Molecule: messenger RNA, 664 nt
Organism: Mycotypha africana
Lineage: Eukaryota; Fungi; Mucoromycota; Mucoromycetes; Mucorales; Mycotyphaceae
Product: ribosome maturation protein
Exons: 1
Coding region: 54-335 (93 amino acids)
Source: RefSeq, a predicted model, not a curated record
ACACACACACACACACACACACACACACACACACACACACUUACUUAACAAACAUGCCUUCUGAUCAAGCCGUCAAAGUUGUCUACAAGGGUAACGACAAUAACGAAUACUUUGUUAUCGCUAAUCCCGGUAUGGUGAGCAAGUGGAAGAAAGACAAGAGCAUUCCCAUGGUCGACGUGGUCCAAAACUUCAACAUCCACACGACUUCCAACGGUAGUACCACCGGUGAAGCCAUUAAUCCUGCCAGCGGAGCAUUGAAAACCGUGUUUAAUACCACCAACGAAGAUGAGAUUGUCAAAAAGAUUCUAUGUGAAGGUCAUGAAAAGGGCUUUUAAAAAAAAACCGAUCGUUGGGAGCAUUAGAAAGAGAGCCACCACUUCUUUUAUAAACACGUCGCCCCUCCCCACCCCCCCCCCAUUCUAUCCUAUUUUAAACUGUAUAUACAAGUGAUUCACUCCUUAUCUCAAUCGAGGUUGGUUUAGCCAUCCACCUGACCCCCCCCCCCUUCAUUGAAUUAUAAAAACCAAUAAAAACAGAUCCCAUCUGCACCCUACCAGUGAUAUUUGAUUGAAAGUGUUGGAAUGAAACGUCUUUUGGGGUAAUGGUUCACUUUUAUUAAGAACGAUGGCUAUCGUUAAAAAAAAAAAAAAAAAAAAAAAAAAAA